AUGGCUUGGCUCAAGGAGAUAGAAAGGAUUUUUCGAGUGAUGGACUGCAUCCCAGCGCAGAAGGUGCAUAAUGGUGCUCAUAUGCUGGCAGUCGAAGCUGAUGACUGGUGGCUAGAGACUCGUCAAAGGUUGGAGGCUACAAGUGAAGUUAUCACCUGGGUUGUAUUCAAUAGGGAGUUUAUGAGGAAGUACUACCCUGAGGAUGUCCGCGGGAAGAAGGAGAUUGAAUUCCUCGAGCUGAAGCAGGGAAAUUUGUCGGUUAUAGAAUAUGCUGCGAAGUUCGUGGAAUUGUCAAAGUUAUAUCCUCACUAUAACGAGGCAACUGCUGAGUUUUCGAAGUGCAUCAAAUUUGAGAACAGGUUGCGUCCUGAGAUCAAGAAGGCUAAUGAAUAUCAAAAGAUUUGCAAUUUUCCGGAUUUGGUGGAUAGUUGCAGAAUUUAUGAAGAGGACAACAAUGCUCAUUAUAAGAUCAUUAAUGAGAAGAGAGGUAAGCUUCAACACAACCGUGGGAAACCUUAUGAUGCUCCAGCUGGUAAGGGUAAACAGAAAGUUGUUGAUGGUUAG
Vicia villosa (hairy vetch) is the source of this 564-nucleotide messenger RNA. RefSeq lists its product as uncharacterized. Lineage: Eukaryota; Viridiplantae; Streptophyta; Magnoliopsida; Fabales; Fabaceae. The coding region runs from base 1 to 564 and encodes 187 amino acids. The transcript has a single exon. The record is from RefSeq and is a predicted model, not a curated record.